Molecule: messenger RNA, 2283 nt
Organism: Bathycoccus prasinos
Lineage: Eukaryota; Viridiplantae; Chlorophyta; Mamiellophyceae; Mamiellales; Bathycoccaceae
Exons: 1
Coding region: 1-2283 (760 amino acids)
Biological process (GO): membrane protein ectodomain proteolysis
Molecular function (GO): metalloendopeptidase activity
Source: RefSeq, a predicted model, not a curated record
AUGGCGGCGAGAGGAAGACAAAGAAAGCGUGCGUCGGCCUUUUUCUUCUCCGUCUUGUGCAUCGCGGUGAUGAAGAUGGUCGAAGCGCAAACAACGACGACGACGAAAGUGAAACUCAAAUCGCCGACAAAAUCUAUGCUCAAAGCGUACGAAAUCGUGCGCGUGGAAGAUGUAAUUCGCGAGAACGAGAACGUCGACGUGGUUAAAUCGUUCGCGAUACGCGCGUUCGGGGAACGAUUCGAGGUCGAAUUGGUGUCGACCAAAACCGCCUCUACUAAGGGGCUGUUGCGCGAAAAUUUUCAAGUGCUUCGAUUCGACGGAAAGACGCUCGAGGAAGACGAAGAGACUCGAGAGUUGGCGAAAAGAGCGGCGACUAAGUGCCAGUAUAAAGGCUUCGUGAAAUCGGGAGGAGGAGACGAGGGUGGUGGGUCUGCCGCGAAUGCUCGUCCUUCUCGAGUGUCGGCGAACGUGUGCGCCAAGGAGGGGUUCGCGCACGUCGCGCUGCUCGCGAAGAAUAUGAGUUUGAGUUUAAUGAUGCCGCACGAGAGUUUUCAGGAGGAGGUGGAGGAAGCGAAGAGAGCGAGGAAGAGAAGAAAGAAGAGAAGGAAGAUUUUGAACAACGCUUUAGAUGAGAACGAAGGGGAAGAAGAGAGCGCUGAAAAUGAGGAUGAGGAUGAGAGUUUGGAAAGCGUGGAUUUUAUCGCGUUUAACGCCGCGGACGAAGUCGCCGAGCACUUGAUUGGCACACAAAGAGACCGGAUUAAAUUCAUGCCUUCAAAAGGAGACGAAGAAGAAGAAGCAAACGACGACGAUAACAAAAAACGACGAAAGUUGCAAGCGAUUGAUUACGCAAACACUCGAGUUAUCGAGGUGUACGCGCACAAUGACGAAACGCGAGUGUCGAAGUACAAUACGGCGUUCGAUUGCGUGAUGGAAACCAUCUCGAUUAUGAAUUACGUCUCUGCGUUGUAUGAAAAUGCGUUUUACCCGGACAUUGAAAUCGUACUCAAAGUAAUCGGAUAUACGGAUAAAGGUGCUACAGAUCCGUGGGGUACAGUUCAAAAAGGCGCGUUCGCUUGCCCCGCGUGCGCGACUGAUGAGGUAAAUAGCGACGACUUACUCACGAAAGCAGAUGAUUGGAAAUAUUCUUCUGAAAUCUCCACGUUGGCUGAUGCCGACGUGCUUUCAGUGCUAUCCGGGCAUAAUUUUGAUGGUGGAACCAUCGGGUUAGCGUAUACAGGUGGCGCGUGCAAUGGAUAUGGGGUAAACGUGAACGAGGUGAACCCUGCGAAUUCUUUGCGAUACUCCGCCGCGACGGUUGCGCACGAAAUCGGACACAAUCUCGGAUUUUUGCACGACGGCGAUGAUGACGAUUGUCCUGAUACCGGUUUAAUCAUGGCUGCAAAAGCUGGCUACGAACUCGAAACGGAAUGGAGCACGUGUACGGUGGCCAAAUAUAGCGCCUCGUAUUUCGCAUACGGGUGUUUGGCGCAAGGCAGCGAAGCGAUGUGCGGGAACGGUAUCGUCGAGGAAGGCGAGGAGUGCGAUUGCUUUGGUAAUGACUGUUCCGACACGGAUGUGUAUGGAAGUGAAAACACGUGUUGCAACGCGGCGACUUGUAUGCUCAACCCCGGUAAAAUGUGUUCCAGCUAUCACGACGGAUGUUGCGAUAGUUCUUGCGUUAUAAAAUCGAGCGGUUCAGUAUGUCGAGACGCGGUGUCCACGUGCGACGUCCAAGAAACAUGCGACGGCGCUUCCAAGUCGUGCGUCGCGGACGGUUGGAAACCAUACGGUACAAAGUGCCACCAUGGUACGCAUCCGAACGAUAUUGGGAGUUGCUACAAAAAUGAGUGCCGAAACCAACAUUUUUGGUGCCAACAAAUCGAUUCGACCUCCCAUGGCGGAUUUUGCGUGACUGAAAAAGUUUCGUUUCCGGAAAGCGUAUGCUCGACAACUGCGUUCAGGUGCUACGGUUCCGCCUCGUCGUGUAACGGGCCACACGAUUAUUACAUUGAACCUGAGAAAGGGUACCCGUGCUCCAGCGUUCCUUCGACAACCGACGGCGUCUUUGCGAAAGUUUGCGACGGGUACGGCGGUUGCGUUGCGCCAGACGAGUUGAACAAUUUACGAGGUCCAUACAUCACGUCUUCGGUGCCUGUAGGAAGCGAGCCGAACGUUAAUUUUGACGUGAAUGAAGGAUUUAGAAAGCUCCCAUCUUACAAAGUUGUUGUCGCAUAUUUUGCGGCUAUGGUGCUGAUAUUCGCAGAAGUGUUGUUGUAUUGA